AUGGUUCAGGCACUUUCAAGCUCCCCUCAAAGGCUUCCGUCAAGCCCAACGGCGACUGCCCCCACGAGAUCGUCAUUUGAUCAAAGCCCUGACAGUCCGCCGUGGUCACCAGAAAUCGAGUCCAUUACCGAAAAACUGCAAAAUGAGCGCCAGGCAGAAUACAAAAGUUUCAAGCAGCCCCUUUCAUCUCCAUUGCGAAAUGGCCCAGGCUCAGGUCGUCUUCCCAAUUGUCGGAGCAGGCGGCAGAGCUUGCAGGCCCAACGACACCAAGCGCUGGAAAAAAGGGCCCUAAGAGCCCGAGGGGGAUCCACUCAAAUGGAGCGAGACGUGCUAAACUCAGAACGAGAUGCAGAGAUGAAACUGCUGGCAGCGCAGGCUCAGAUACACCAUUUGUCGCCGGAGGAGCUGGACAUAUUCGACUUGGACGGGGUCGACGACGAAAUUGACGAGGAAAACGAGGACGACGAGGAAAACGAGCUCAUAGCUCUGUUGCAAGAACGCGACGACUACGAAAACAUGCUCAGGCUCGAGCAAGCUUUUCUUGAAGAUGCAAUGGCCCAGAUCUCUCUCCAGGACUGA
Molecule: messenger RNA, 579 nt
Organism: Lachancea dasiensis
Lineage: Eukaryota; Fungi; Ascomycota; Saccharomycetes; Saccharomycetales; Saccharomycetaceae
Source: the annotation of a GenBank genome assembly